GGGCGUGAGCACCUUGUCUUUCUUCUUCUACAUCCCCCUCCGCGGGCACUUCCCUUCCCCUUCGACCUUCUUUUUCUUCCUCUCGGAGCGGCGGCGUACAGCAUCAGUGCUGCACAAGGCUCUACGCGCACUUGAGCUUGCUGCGGCCACGCCCUCCAAUAUUCCCCUUUUCACCCUUGAAAUCUGAAAGAGAUCAGGAUCUACACGCUGGCCAUCUCCUACCUGCCGAGUACGAUCACCCAUUCAUCGACAACCAGCAACACAUACCAGCAUGUCUACCUCAUCCAUUGACUGGGCGUCCGCCGCCUCCCCCACUUUUACGGCGACUUCUUUCAGCUCAAGCUUUGACAUUAUAUCCGGACGCUCGCGCUCUUCGACGACGUCUACCCUGUCUUUGCAGGCCGCGACCGAUGACGACGAAAUCGUUUGGGGCGUUCAGUCCGCCUCAGACGGAUCCGACAGUACGCAGAGCAGCAGCUCCUACGCCUCGGAAGAUGAAGACUUCGUCCUUUUGGAUACGGGCCGCCCUCCCGCCGACCCUGCCACCCCUAACGCUGCAGCCAACCGUGUGCUGCCUUCUGCGUCUACUGCUCCCGCUACGGCCGAUGCCGACAUUCUCGCGGACGAGCUCGCGGACAUGUCGCUGAACAAGCGCAAGACGCGGAGGGGGAAGAGGGCCGGUGCGGCGGCGCGGGCGCGCGUCUCGGGGGCCGCUACGCCUGAGAGCGACGUUUCGUCUGCGCCUUCGAGUCCGCCGGCCUCCCCGCGCCGCCGCAAGCAGAAGCACUCGCUAGCUGGGUCCGCCGCGUCGCCUGUCAUGGGCCUCGGCGCGCGACCCAUCGUGGAGGACGUGUCGGACAUCGCCUCUGAGCGCGCCGACGACCUCCCGUACGAGGACGCCGCGAAGUACAUCACGUCGUACCUCUCGAACCCUACCAAGGAUCGCGUGGCGAGCCUCACGCUGCUGCAGUCGCUCAUCAUCGAGCUCGGCCUCGCGCCCGCCGCGCUGCCGGACUCGCUGACUGCGGCGCGCAACCUGCUGAAGGCGCACGCGUUCCUCAACAUCCGCGAGUACCUCGCGGUGCGCGCGCAGGGGCCCGACGCGGUCCAGCGCGUGAUGCACCCGAGCCGCUCGUCGCUCAUCCGCGACAUCCGCAAGAAGCGCAACGCCGCGAACCUGCGCGCGGUGAAGGAGAGCGGCCUCAACGUCCUCCUCGUCACCUGCUACCACUGAGGAGCCAGCGCGCCCGGCCGCCGCUCCCCCUCGCAUCGAUAUCGAUACUCACACCAGCACCGACACCAGCACCAAGGUGUGCUUCAGCACCACGGCGUGCCCUACCAUCGAAUUGUACUUGUAAAAUCUCAUGCUUUCUCCCUUGUUCGCCUUUCUGACCAGCGUAGAUAUUUAUUCUGAUCUCAUCCCUCCUUGUUCUUGUCUGUUUUCCGCUCACCGUCCCAUUGAUCCUCGCCUACCAUACGAGUGCCCCCGCUGCAGCUGGGACCACUUUCCUUAGCUUAUGAUAAUGUCUGCCUACGUAGCAGCCGUUCUAUGACUUGACGCGCCGUAUGCCCAUUCUUCGCGGUACGCUGUAUGUAGUAUGAUGUAUAUGAGUUAUUGCUCGGUUUUCUUCUCACUUGUCUGGCCUGAAGCCGAGCUCGAUCCGCGAGUGCCAUCAAUGGAGUGAGGUGUGU
Molecule: messenger RNA, 1692 nt
Organism: Schizophyllum commune H4-8
Lineage: Eukaryota; Fungi; Basidiomycota; Agaricomycetes; Agaricales; Schizophyllaceae
Exons: 3
Coding region: 272-1234 (320 amino acids)
Source: RefSeq, a predicted model, not a curated record